AGUAUUACAUGCUUUUUUCUUUUUUGUAUAUUGCACACUUUUGGUCAUCGGUGGUGUUACGUAGUGGCCGAUCACAGUGUGCUGUGCUGUGCUAUUAUUGCUGAUGUUGUUUUUGCAUUACUAUUGUUAUAACUGACAUAUAUGAUAUAGUGUUGUUGCAUGGCGAGGUGGAAUGAGGAUGGAGAAAUUGGAUUUAAGCUUUAUUAAAUAUGCGCUGGCGGAACCGCUCAUGAACUUUACUUUUCUUACACCUUUUUCCAAAACUAUUGGAGUAGGGGACUCGAAGCUAUGCGACACGAAGCUAUAGAGUAGUUUGAUACGCAGCUAAUUCAGAUGAGAAAGCUCACAGUUCGGCAUGGUCAUAGUUUCUGGUCAGCAAAUGUGUUAGAUUUAAACUGUGCAUACUUUCAUCGGGAUGUACACAAUGAAGAGCGCGACGGUUACUUAAGAAAAAAAUUAAAAUACUAUAAACAAUAGUGAUUACUAACAAGUUUUUCUUAAUUAUAACGGUAAAAAUAAUUGGAUAUUGUCAAAAUAUUAAUAAAUAAAUACUGCAAUUAAUACCUACGAAUUUAAACUCGUAUUAAAUUUAAAUUUUUGUGGCGGAUAUUGUAAACCCGUUUCCGGUACGAGGAUACUCGAUCAUUUCAUAUUGCAAACGACUGAGUUCAUUUACCAUUUACAAACAAAAAUAAAUCAUAGUGAUUAAUAUUUUUUGCUGAUCAACUAUUGUGUAAUCACUCCGGUAACUUACAACAAAUACGUAAAUAUCAACAUACAUGCGUGCAUACAUAAUUGUUAAGUGUAUAUCAUACAAGGUGUAACUCAAUAGAUGGAUGAAUGGUUUAGUGCGUUACAUAUGUCAUGUGAUAGCUUAUAAAAACGAUCCAGUUUUCAAAAUAUUGGAUUUAAUCGACAAUUAAAAACAAAACAACAUUAUGCGCAUAUGUGAGUUAAUGGCAGUGGAAAAGGCAACUCCACUUCAACACUUCUUCGACGGUGCUAAUAUACUGAUAACCGGAGGAACAGGUUUUCUUGGAAAAAUAUUACUCAAUAAAUUAUUUACGUCAUGUCCUGGCAUAGAGAAUAUAUAUAUUUUAAUUCGCAAGAAAAACAACAAGGAUGUACACACACGUGCGGAGGAGAUAUUUGAUGAUCCGAUAUUUAAUGCUAUGAAAAAAGUGGCCCCUAAAUUUCGCCAUCAAGUCCAAGGCAUAGCAGGAGACUGCAUGUUGCCCGGAUUGGGCUUAAGUCGAGAAGAUAGAAAACUGCUCACUCAACGAGUGAAUAUCGUAUUUCACAUGGCAGCAACAGUGCGAUUUGAUGAAAAACUAAAAGUAGCAAUGCAAAUAAAUGUGAAGGCAGCGCGCGAUAUUAUGUUGCUAAGUAGUGAAAUGAAAUAUCUGAAGAGUGUCCUGCACGUUUCCACAGCAUAUACCCAAUGUCCUCUCCGACAAAUCGAUGAGAAAUUUUAUCCACCACCCAGUGAUUCGAAAAACCUAAUACUUCUGACAGAAUGCACGCCGGACAAGUUACUGGAAUCCAUGACGCCUGUACUAUUAGGAAAAUGGCCAAACACUUAUACCUUCACAAAAGCAGUUGCCGAAGAUAUAGUCAAGAUGUACGGCAAAGAAUUGCCAGUGGGCAUGUUUCGACCGGGUAUAGUAAUUUCUACGUAUCGCGAUCCCGUUUGCGGUUGGAUAGACAAUUUCUAUGGACCAACUGGAGCGAUUGCCGGAGCUGGUACGGGUGUCAUACGAACAUUACGGUGCGACCCACGAGCUGUCGCUAACAUGGUCCCAGUUGAUUUGUGUGUGAAUAGUAUAAUUGCAGCGUCAUGGGAUAUAUCACAGAGACACAACACUAUUCAACUCGAAAAGGAAAUUCCUGUUUACAAUUUUUGCACAUCAAAAUCCAAUCAGCUGACUUGGGGUGAUUUUACAACCAAAACAACGAAAUACGGCCUAAUGUAUCCCACAAUCAAGGCUCUUUGGUAUUUGUGUUACGCCAACACUCCCAACAAGUUCCUGCACUUGUUGUCAAUAUUUUUCUUACACUAUGUACCCGCUACCAUUUUUGAUGUAUUUUGCAUAUGUAUGGGGAAAAAACCAAGGUUACUAAAUACAUAUAAAAAAAUCCAUAGAUUUAUGCAUGUCAUUGAAUACUUCUCAAUGCGGCAGUGGGACUUUCAAGUAGAUAAUGUGCGAAGUUUAUGGCAUCGGCUAUCCGAUAAGGAUAAGGAUAUAUUUUUCUUCGACAUGACACAACUAGAUUGGGAUUUAUUUCUACAGCAAUACUUCCGGGGUAUACGACAAUAUUUAUUACAUGACCCACUAGAUACAAUACCGCAGGCACUUGUAAGAUGGAAUAGGUUAUAUUGGUUGCAUCAAUGCAUAAAAGUACUUGUAUUAUUAUUAUCAGUACAUAUCAUUUGGUUGAUUUUCUCCAAACUAUUUUAAACUAACAUUCAUAACUGGCGAGAAAGGAAAAUCGCAUUUAUUUAAUAAUAUAUAUAAUAAAUUUUGCAUAAUAUAUACAUGAAUUACAUUUUUUUUUUAUUAAUACCGAAAUAAAACUAUAUUUCACUGUUAAGGACCACGCUUCCUUUGAAGCUCAUGAUUUCAUAUUUGAUUUAAAAGUUUGUCUCAUAAGCUUGUCGCAGUGCUACAGGGUUUCUUGUUGAAACCAUCAAUCGCCUUAUCGAACCUUUUCACAUGUUGGGAAGUAAAUAUAAUAAGCCGCAAUCAAACAAUUUUCAUCUACUGUGAUGUCCAAUGCUGAUUCUAGAGGGAGCGUCGGGCGAAUAAAUAAUUAUUUUUUCAUGCAAUGACUUUUCAUAAAUCUCGAAGAAAUAUUCUGUUCGCUAACUAUUUUUAAAGCAAGCGGUACCACUUUCGAUACUUUUUCUUGUUUAAAACGCUCUCUGUACUUCGUACUUAUGCGCAAGCUUUAGAAAGAGAAAGGAAACAUCUUUGGAACCUUCUUUUUUUCAAUAAAAUCUGCAUGUUACAAGUUAAAGAGUCAGAAACAUCAAGAAUGCAUCUACUCGAAUCCACCACUGAAGGUCCUCCAACUCUUAUUUGUCACUCGGGAUUCUUCUCCACAAACUCAAACUUUAUAGUGUCAUUUCCCUUAUAGAGUGAAUAGGGAGAAAAUGGAUGUUAACCAAAUUUCUAAAUAAACUUGCAAUUGUAACGGAAAACGCUAAAUUUUAAAUAUAGUACAGAAGAGGUGAAAGGGAUUAUAUAGCGCAUCUUACGUUUAGUCACUUUGAUUAUAUUUGUAUAGCACAUAUCUGAAUAGAAGGUGUCUUUCCAAAAUUAAGCAAAAAUAUUUUGAUUCAUCAUUUAGUAAAAUGUUGCUAAAACUAGUAUUUUUUUUAAUUCCUCCGGAUAUUAAGCAGCUACACAUUUUUUUAAGUUCUACAGAAGGUCAAAAAUCUGUAAACUUCUUCACUAGGUGCUGCUUGUAUUUUAUGUAUAUGUUCUUAUGUUAUAUGUUCUCAGCCGGCAUAUUUAAUUUACGACCAGCUAUUUAAUUAAUCAAUAUUUCGGGGAAAAAAAUAAAAUAAAAUCGUAAUAUUUUAAGCACAGUACACAUUUUAAACAAUAUAAAACGCUAUUUAUUUUGUUACAUAAAAAUACAUUUAGAGUAAAUAAUUUUCUAAAUAACAUAAUUAUAUGCUGAUUUAUUAACUUCAAACAUAUAGUACAGAAGUGAUAAAUUAUAUAUUUCUAACAGAUUUUGAAUACAGUUGAAUUAAAUAUCUUCUAGCAACAAAGAACUGGUUCAAUUCCAUACAAAUUUUUGGCUCCAUUUCAUAUAUAGCAUAUGUAACUUUUUAGUGAUGAAAUAUUUGAAUAUCUACCUCUCCGGUCAUAUGUGAGUUGUAAACUGAUAUUUGGAGCAUUUAAUAUGGAAUAUUAUAUUUGCCACUUAAAAUAAUAUAAUAUUCCUCGCUAAGUUUAUUUAAAAUUUUAUUUCAAAAUUAAAUCCGAAAUAUGUUACAUAUUUAUAGGAAAAUAUAAAAUAAACUACGUUAUAAAACAUUUAUUAAAUAUAGCAAUUCAAUAUUUUUUUUUUCGUUUCCCAGGAUUUUCUUUUUUCUUGUUUUCUUUUCUGGCAUUUCCUAAAGCUUGUAAUUAUAGGAAUCUAUUUGGAUUUGACUUGAAUUGUUGAUUAGUAGAAAGUUUACUUCAGUUUUAGUUCGGUUUAAACUGGACAUUCACAUGCUUAAUUUUCACGUCAGUGGUAUUUGAAUCAGAGCUGAUUGUAACAUCACAGCUAUCUCUCUGAUUUAAGAAAAGUAUUUCUGUUGAAUGUUGAAUUUAAACAAAAUAAUCAGUUAAAGGUAUAAUACCGUUAUAUAUGAUAUAUCCAAGGUGCAUUAAUAAUAUAUAAUUUUUAAUACAAAUGGAUAAUAAAAAUAUUACUUUUGAUACAAUUGUGAUACUGAAGAAUAUAAAAAUUUGAAAUCUGUGAUAGCUAAGUGAGAGUUUCACCUAUAAAUGUAAUCGCUCCCCGUGAUUAUAAUAUUAAUAGAUGAAUAAAAAUAAUUAAAAAAACGUAUAAUAAAAUACGGAACUAAAACAAUCAUUGCUUGCAAUGAUAUUGAGUUAAAUCGAUUUGACAAUACCUAUUUAUUUCCACAUUUAAAAGACUAUUACAUUUUUAUCUAGGCAACAAGAGAAAUAUUGCGUUAGCUAAAGGAAACUAAUUACCGUUAGUUUUAAAUUUAAUUUUCAACUAAAUUUUGAAAAUAUGCUGUAUAAAAGUUUUAUAAAUUUAAUAACAUUGAAAAAUAAUAAUUAUUUAACUCAUGAAAUGAUGUUAUUAAGAAGUCCAGAAAACAAAUAGAUAUUAACAAUAAAUAGAUAUACGUGCCAAUAAAAUUUGAAAGUUGGAAGACAACAGCUCCAGCAAUGCAUUAUAAAUGAGAAAAAAACAUUUGAAAAAUAUUUUGACACCAAAAAUCUCUCAUUCGAUGCCAGACAAUCAUUCAAAUAUCUGAUAUUUGUAUU
Messenger RNA from Zeugodacus cucurbitae (melon fly), 5021 nucleotides. RefSeq names its product fatty acyl-CoA reductase wat. The record is from RefSeq and is a predicted model, not a curated record. Gene Ontology annotation, biological process: long-chain fatty-acyl-CoA metabolic process. Gene Ontology annotation, cellular component: peroxisome. Lineage: Eukaryota; Metazoa; Arthropoda; Insecta; Diptera; Tephritidae. Gene Ontology annotation, molecular function: alcohol-forming very long-chain fatty acyl-CoA reductase (NADP+) activity. The transcript is spliced from 9 exons. The coding region runs from base 939 to 2459 and encodes 506 amino acids.